Peromyscus leucopus (white-footed mouse) is the source of this 1838-nucleotide messenger RNA. It is a transcript of the gene Cdk10, whose product is annotated as cyclin dependent kinase 10. Gene Ontology annotation, molecular function: ATP binding; cyclin-dependent protein serine/threonine kinase activity. The coding region runs from base 381 to 1250 and encodes 289 amino acids. The record is from RefSeq and is a predicted model, not a curated record. The transcript has 14 exons. Gene Ontology annotation, biological process: regulation of mitotic cell cycle; protein phosphorylation. Gene Ontology annotation, cellular component: nucleus. NCBI's taxonomy places the organism in Eukaryota, Metazoa, Chordata, Mammalia, Rodentia, Cricetidae.
CUAGAGUCAGAUCAGAUUCGACUGAAGUGUAUCCGUAAGGAAGGUUUCUUCACUGUGCCUCCAGAACACAGGGUUUCCUCACAAGUAAGAAGUUGUGACUGCAUGUUGGAGGCAGGAUCCUUCUCCACAGAGGCCAUUUGUUACUAGACAGCAGACAUCUGGAACACCGAAUUGGAGGGCGUAAUUAGGUCUCUUUCAAUACUUCAAAGUGGUUCCAGUGUCUUUCUUCCCCUCUGCUCAUCAGGAAAUUCCAACUUGGAAGAUGCCGGAGCGUUAAGGAGUUUGAGAAGCUGAACCGAAUUGGCGAGGGCACCUAUGGCAUCGUGUAUCGGGCCCGGGAUACCCAGACAGAUGAAAUUGUUGCCCUGAAGAAGGUGCGGAUGGACAAAGAAAAAGAUGGCAUUCCCAUCAGCAGCCUGCGUGAGAUCACAUUGCUCUUGCGUCUCCGCCAUCCAAACAUUGUGGAGCUGAAGGAGGUGGUUGUGGGCAGCCACCUGGAGAGCAUCUUCCUGGUGAUGGGUUACUGUGAACAAGAUCUGGCCAGCCUAUUGGAAAAUAUGCCAACACCCUUCUCUGAGGCCCAGGUUAAAUGCAUCAUGCUACAGGUGCUUCGUGGCCUUCAGUACCUGCACAGGAACUUCAUCAUCCACAGGGAUCUGAAGGUGUCCAACUUGCUCAUGACAGAUAAGGGCUGUGUAAAGACAGCGGAUUUUGGCCUGGCUCGGGCCUAUGGUGUUCCAGUAAAGCCAAUGACUCCCAAGGUUGUUACCCUCUGGUACCGAGCCCCAGAGCUGCUGCUUGGAACUACUACCCAGACUACCAGCAUUGACAUGUGGGCUGUUGGCUGCAUCCUGGCAGAGCUGCUGGCCCAUAAACCCCUUCUCCCUGGCACUUCCGAGAUCCACCAGAUCGACUUGAUUGUGCAGCUGCUGGGGACACCGAGUGAGACUAUCUGGCCGGGUUUUUCCAAGCUGCCGCUGGCUGGCCAGUAUAGCUUGAGGAAACAGCCCUACAACAAUCUCAAGCACAAGUUCCCGUGGCUCUCAGAGGCCGGACUUCGUCUGCUCAAUUUCCUCUUCAUGUAUGACCCUAAGAAAAGGGCAACUGCGGGGGACUGUCUGGAGAGCUCCUACUUCAAAGAGAAGCCCCUACCCUGCGAACCGGAACUCAUGCCCACCUUCCCCCACCACCGCAACAAGCGUGCCGCCCCAGCUGCCGCUGAGGGGCAGAGCAAACGAUGCAAGCCCUGAUGGUGGGUCCAGCCCAUCCCUACACAUCCUCAUGGAGCAGUCGGCCGACUGGGAGGGCCCUCCAGGCCACGAUGCCUUCGGCCCCUCCAGCCAACAUCUUCAGAUGACUCCUCCCUGCUACCCUCUGUGCCCAGACGCAAGUAGCUUGUGGCCAGGGGUGUGGGGACACACAGCUCAGACUGGACUGUUGUAGCGCCAUCUGGUGGGCGGCUACUCGUGGCAGCCUUGUCUGUCAGUGAAGCUGUGCUUCUGGGGAGGCAGGGCUAGUGCUGGGGAGGCCUAAAGGUCCGCAUCAGUGGAGUGCUGGAACUGGAGCUGGGCGUUAGCCUGGAGUGAGCAGGCCCAGGAGACCGUGCUGUUCCUGCUUGGUCACCAGGAGCUGCCCGGGACAGACAGGCUAUCGUGACCCUGGGCAGGGAUGGUGGGCUUCAGGUGGGAGGGAGGGAGGCCCCUUGGUUGGGGUCAUGAUAGGAUGCUUUUAAGACUGUCAGAAUGAGAGCCCUUGGUGGACGUGACUGGCACUGAUACCCAGGAAAAGAAUUGGUGGGCCCCUUUCCAGGGGUGGAGAGAUAAAAAGCCUUUCCAAUA